AAUUACAUCAACAACAAAAGACAAAAGAACAGAACAAAUUUAGCAGAAAGGCACCAUUUGAAAUCAAUUCAAAUCAAAACUGCGAGCGUUAUUAAUUCGUUUCCAUAAUUGUGGAGAUUUAACACAGCAAGUGAUGAGCAUCAAGUCUCCUGUAAAAUUUCAAAGGAUCACUGGCUUGUCACAGUCACUGAGCAGGUGUUGGGACGUGAUGAACAGAGUGAACGCUUCUCCCCUCCUCCUCCAUGUGAUGACGGGCUGACUGACUGUACCACUGAAGCAAUGGUUUUCAGUCACUUUCACCAGCAACAAAGCAGCAACGGCCGUAUACUGACGUAAACCAUCCAGCACAGCAUCGGAGGAAUAAGGCGUUCUGAUCCGGGACACUUGGAAUCGAAACAGUAAGACCUAAAAUUACGAACCAACAAACAAUAAGGAUGGAAAUGGACUGCCAAGAACAAAAAAGGGUGUCGGCGGUCUCCAACCCUGCGAUUCUGACACCAUAAUCCGGGGAAAUCAGAUAGCUAGAUCUGCUAUGAAACGACAUGUAUUCUGAAGGGAGAGUUAUGAUAAGAGUUGCUGCAGGGUGCCGCAGAGCCUGGCUGCUCUAUUAUAGGUAGUUUAAUGAUUUUAUGGUAAUUACGGUCUUCGGGGUGGGGAUGGAUGAAUGAACGGCUCUGAUAUGAUUGUGUUAAGUCAGUGACCACCAUUGGCAGGGUAAGCUACAUGUCAUAGUGAAAAAUCUACCUAUACCGCAUUCUGGCAACUGCAGCUACAGGCAAUUGAAUUGCACAUGGUGGCUAAAUGUAUUCAAACAAACCAAUUCAAAUUUUGAAUGAAAACUGCAGCAAAUGUAAUCAUGGCAUUUUCUUAUUAAACUCGUGUUGGUAGUAGCAAUUCGUUAACGCAGGUCUUGCGCCGAAACAUAUGCUCUGAAAAAGACUAAAUACGUGACGCAUCUAACGCUGGGAAUCCUUCCCAUCAGCUGAAACAGCCUACCUAUUUCGCGGCUCGAGGAAGCGCUAUAAAGAAGGAACAUGACUCAUUUGCAAGCGGGCUUAUCCCCAGAAACGCUGGAGAAAGCCAAGGUGGAGUUGAAAGAAAACCCUGAUACUUUGCAUCAAGACAUACAGGAGGUGAGGGAUAUGAUUAUCACGCGCCCAGAUAUUGGCUUUCUCAGGACAGACGAUGCUUUCAUCCUGAGAUUCCUCAGAGCGCGGAAAUUUAACCAUUUCGAGGCGUUCCGGUUGCUCGCUCAGUAUUUUGAAUACCGGCAACAAAACCUGGAUAUGUUCAAAAACUUGAAAGCGACUGACCCAGGCAUCAAGCAAGCUCUCAAAGACGGGUUCCCGGGGGUACUGUCCAACUUGGACCGAUAUGGCAGGAAAAUUCUGGUUCUAUUCGCCGCAAACUGGGAUCAGAGCAGGUACACAUUUGUGGAUAUAUUGCGGGCGAUUCUCUUGUCUCUGGAGACCAUGAUAGAGGACCCUGAGCUGCAGGUGAAUGGAUUUGUGUUGAUAAUUGACUGGAGCAACUUCACCUUUAAGCAAGCUUCGAAACUAACGCCAAGCAUGCUGCGACUUGCCAUAGAAGGCCUUCAGGAUAGCUUCCCAGCCAGGUUCGGAGGAAUCCAUUUUGUCAAUCAGCCAUGGUACAUCCACGCUCUCUACACGGUCAUAAGGCCCUUUCUGAAGGACAAGACAAGAAAACGGAUUUUCAUGCACGGUAACAAUCUGAACAGCCUGCACCAGCUGAUUCACCCAGAGAUCCUGCCCUCAGAGCUGGGCGGUAUGCUACCCCCCUAUGACAUGGGCACCUGGGCUCGCACCCUGCUGGACCACGCCUACGACGAGGAGCCCGAGUACUGCCCCGAGUCGUACACCCUCUCCGUGAAGGACCUGGAGAAGGACCUGUCCCCCAAAACCAUGAAGAGGUCCCAGUCGGUGGUGGAGCCUGGAGUGCUUAAACGGCCAGAAAAAGUGAAGAGCGAGGAAGAGAACCUGCAGCCACUGCUUUCACUGGACUAAAUGAAACAUCGCCCCCUACCAGUGCGGAGGCAAAGUGCACCGUGUUCCCCUAAUUCAUGUACAGAACAAAAAAAUAAAAAACAAGAAACAGGGAGGGUGAAAGGGAACACGAGAAGAAUAUGUCUUGUAUGAAGCAGAGGUCAAAAUCAUGGAUUCACCUGAAUAUUGCCAACGGGAACAGGAAGUGAUGGAAGUGUCCCACAUGUUAUUGCUAAGUGCCAACACAAAACUGUAAAUACACCUCAGUACACUUUGGAUUUUGGAAGCUAUUGUAACAGCGAGAGACCGUGUACAGACUGAUGUGAAUAUUCCAUAUGUUUUUUGUUGUGAAGUGUUCUGUGACGAGCUGUAGGUCGUUGGGGUACGACGCCCAGGACAACUGAAGAUGUGGUUCAUGUGGUGUUGGGAGCAUCCGGUCAGACAAGAGAACUGGUGCAGCUCAGGGUCUGAAUAACCGAAAAGGCAAAUGAGGCUGAGCUGGUGACCGUGAAAUCCUGAACAGGAGUGAUCUGGAGCUCUGUUACUCAGAGGCGACAGUAGGCCGUAAUCUGGAUGUCCGUUCACGUCGAUUCCCAAACUGUGGUUCGUGCUGAUUGAUUUCUGUUGAAUUCAGCUGUUUUUCUUUGGUCACAGUCAAAGAGAAAUUCAGGUUCUUUUGCAUCUUUAGAGCAAAUAGCCCUUUACACAGGGAGGUGCAAGGAAACAAUUGUAUGCUGGAGGACAUAUUUGUUAUUAUGUCUGCAGAAUAUUAAAUAGAAUGCUCAAUUUUCCUAGUCUACGUUGUAGAAAGAAGUGUCUUUCCUGUAAAUUAUUAAGGGAGUUUCCAACAAUAAGACACUAAACAGCAGUUUUAGGAGUGCUAACCUUAACUUUAUGGUAAUUCAAGUCUAUGAAAGUAUUCAUGUUUGUUAAAUUAUGCAAUUCAGUCUAACGUAAAAAAAAGUAUACUCUAGUACAUUAUUUAUUUGGAAGUCAAGAACUGAUAUUGAGUUUGCAAUUUUUUUCAGUGAAGGGCAUGUUAUUAUUAGCAUAGCAGGUGUUACAGUGACACACUAACUGUCCCAGACAAUUUAUGAUGAGGAUCUGUCCAAUAGAAAUUAAUUCUGAAUGCACUCACAUGUUUGACAGUCUUUCUCUAGUUUCAGUGGUUUGUGCUGGCAUCAGAAGAACAGAGGUAUUGAGCAGUGCACUACCAAGUGUAUGGAAUGUUACUUGAAAAAUAAUUUAAAUAUAUAGAUAUAUAAAUAUAAUUUUUCACAUGUACUAUUUUAUGAUGUUGAACUUGUACAUUAAUGUACACUCAUACAGUAUGUGAAGGUUUUGGGAUGGUUUGUAGGGCGGGUGAAUUCAAUACCAUGGUGUCCUAUUAGAAAUGAGUGCGUUUAAAUUUUUCACUAUUCUUCCUUUCACGUGUCACUGAAGACCCAGGCAAAGGUCAGUGGACAUCUUUGCACCGACAGAGCAAUGCUGGUUAUGUCACAAGUACUGACUCUGAUGUACUGUAUGUGUAGCUGUCUCACUACAGACUAGAUAGGCCUCUCCAUCCAAGAACAUAGAAAGUCGUACUGAAAAGCCUAGUGCAGCUCGCUGCGAGUCUGAGAGAGAACUAUAGCGACUUCUCCAUACCCUUGGGCAUUUUGUGGUGUCAGUGGUGCGUAGUCUUUCUGUAAUAUUUAAAGACAAGGUUCAGAGAUGUGUCAAAAUAGGAAAGAAAAGCAGAUGUCAUGUGCAACUGAACAAGUGAAGUAUUAAAGAUGGUAAGAACGUGGCUUAAAUGAGAUCAGUGCAGAAACUCAAAAGUAUUUGCAUGAGUUUUUUGGUCCAAGUGUUUUAGGGCAUUGAAUGAUUCUCUGCAAUGAUUCUUUGUUGCCUUUGUAUUUCCUCUCAGACCAUAAAACAUUUGAGUUUUUUUUUUUUUUUUUAAAGCCAAAUAAUACUAUUUAAUAAGGCUCCCAAAACAAAACCACAUCAUGGUGUAUUAAAUAAAACAUUCAAUUUAUUUCAAAACAUUGAAUAUGGUGUUCCACUGUGUACAACUUUCAUUUGGUCUACAGAGGUUUUCUUUCUUAACCAAAGCUUCACAGGCUAUGAAUAAUAAUUAAAUAAAAAAGAAUGUUUUGCUUUAACCUUGGGCUAAAUGAAUGGUAUAAUUACAAUCGAUUUUAUGAAAGUGUAUACAUGUUUUAAUUUAAACUUUUUACGUCGCAUACUGUAAAUAAGAAAGGAAAGACAGCGAAACCCAUCUUUAACAUCUCUUAGUGUUUAGGGCUGCUCGUGCGGUGCUAGUGGAGGGACACUUUGUGAUUGCGGAGGCUUUCAGUAACUAUUCCUCUGUUUGGCUACUGCCUGUGAUUCACAGUGAGAGUGUAGGUGGGUGUUAUGUGUGUAAAUGUCAUUACAGGGGACAUGCUGAAAUAAUUUACGUAACUGAAACAAGCAGACAAAAAGUAAACAACAAUAAAUAUUGACACCCUUGUUUGAAA
Anguilla rostrata (American eel) is the source of this 4507-nucleotide messenger RNA. It is a transcript of the gene clvs2, whose product is annotated as clavesin 2. The transcript has 5 exons. The record is from RefSeq and is a predicted model, not a curated record. The coding region runs from base 1035 to 2024 and encodes 329 amino acids. Gene Ontology annotation, molecular function: phosphatidylinositol bisphosphate binding. Gene Ontology annotation, biological process: lysosome organization. Lineage: Eukaryota; Metazoa; Chordata; Actinopteri; Anguilliformes; Anguillidae. Gene Ontology annotation, cellular component: membrane; clathrin-coated vesicle; trans-Golgi network.